AUGGACAAGUUAGUCGUGAAUUACUAUGAAUACAAGCACCCUAUAAUUAAUAAAGACCUAGCCAUUGGAGCCCAUGGGGGCAAGAAAUUCCCCACUUUGGGUGCUUGGUAUGACGUUAUUAAUGAGUAUGAAUUUCAGACGCGUUGCCCUAUUAUUUUAAAGAAUUCCCAUAGGAAUAAACAUUUUACAUUUGCCUGUCACUUGAAAAACUGUCCGUUCAAAGUCUUGCUGAGCUAUGCUGGUAAUGCUACAUCCUCAGAAACUUCAUCUCCUUCUGCUAAUAAUAACACGAACCCUUCGGGUACUCCUGAUCAUAUUCACCAUCAUGGCGACAAUAUGAACAACGAGGACAAUAAUAAUAACAAUGGCAAUAAUAAAGUCAGUAAUGACAGCAAACUUGACUUCGUUACAGAUGAUCUUGAAUAUCAUCUGGCGAACACUCAUCCGGACGAUGCUAAUGAUAAAGUGGAGUCGAGAAAUAAUGAAGUGAGUGGGAACAAUGACGAUGAUGGUGAUGAUAACAACAUUUUUAAACAGCAAGAUGUUACCAUCAAGCACGAUGCUGAAGAUGAUUCAAGAAAUAAAUCCUCUAUUGAUCAAGGAUUAGAAGAAGCAAACGGUUCUGCUACUGGAAAUGACAAUAGUAACCACCAUCACAACGACGAGGAUGACGUCCAUACCCAGAUGACAAAAAACUAUUCCGACGUAGUGAACGAUGAAGACAUCAACGUUGCCAUUGCUAAUGCUGUUGCCAACGUGGAUUCUCAAUCAAACAAUAAGCAUGAUGGCAAAGAUGAUGAUGCCCCUAAUAACAAUGAUGCCCACGACAAUGAUAAUAAUAAUGAUCACAACAACAACAACAACAAUAACAACAACAACGUUGGAAGCCAUGGCGUUUCAUCCCACUCACCUUCCUCUAUACGAGACACUUCUAUGAAUUUGGACGUCUUUGAUUCUGCUACCGAUGAUAUACCGGGCCCAUUCGUCGUGACCAAAAUUGAGCCUUACCAUAGUCAUCCACUAGAAGAUAACCUGUCACUAGGGAAAUUUAUUCUAACAAAGAUUCCCAAGAUUUUACAAAACGAUUUGAAGUUUGAUCAAAUACUAGAAAGCUCUUACAACAAUUCUAACCACACAGUGAGUAAAUUUAAAGUUUCUCAUUACGUGGAAGAGUCCGGUCUUUUAGACAUUUUGAUGCAAAGAUAUGGGUUAACGGCUGAGGAUUUUGAAAAAAGGCUACUGUCUCAAAUCGCCAGACGUAUAACUACGUAUAAAGCCAGAUUUGUUUUGAAAAAGAAAAAAAUGGGCGAAUAUAAUGACCUACAACCUUCUUCAUCUUCCAAUAACAGCAAUAACAACGAUGAUGAGCUAUCUAACACAAAUAUGAGAAAUAAUCCUAUCGACUACACCAAACAUCAGGAAAUCUCAAGUGCGGGGGCCUCGUCGAACACAGCCAAGAAUGAAAAUAAUAACAAGAAUGACAAUAAUGAUGAUAAUAACAGCAACAAUAAUAAUGACACCUCGAAUUUAAUAGAAAGUGUACUAGAUAAAACAUCUAGCCACCGUUACCCACCCAAGAAGAUACCAAGUGUUAAUAAAUGGAGCAAACCAGAUCAAAUAACUCAUUCGGAUGUGUCCAUGGUUGGACUAGAUGAAUCAAAUGAUGGCGGUAAUGAAAAUGUUCACCCAACCUUAGCCGAAGUAGACGCUCAAGAAGCUCGUGAAACUGCUCAGUUGGCCAUAGACAAGAUCAAUUCUUACAAGAGAUCCAUUGAUGAUAAGAACGGUGAUGACCAUAACAAUCCGUCGAGAAAUGUGGUAGAUGAAAACCUGAUCAGUGAUAUGGAUUCAGAAGAUGCUCACAAGUCUAAGAGACAACACUUAUCGGAUAUCACGCUGGAAGAGAGAAAUGAAGACGACAAACUGCCACAUGAAGUGGCGGAACAGUUGAGGUUGUUGUCAUCGCAUUUGAAAGAGGUAGAGAAUCUACACCAGAACAAUGAUGAUGACGUAGACGACGUGAUGGUGGAUGUAGAUGUUGAAGCGCAAUAUAAUAAGAACCCAACUCACCAUCAUAAUAGUCACCAUAGCCAACCUCAUCACGAUGAAGAAGAUGUCGCUGGACUGAUGAGGAAAGCCCAUGAUGAAGAAGACCUUUCUGAUGAAAACAUCCAACCUGAAUUAAGAGGCCAAUAG
Molecule: messenger RNA, 2196 nt
Organism: Saccharomyces paradoxus
Lineage: Eukaryota; Fungi; Ascomycota; Saccharomycetes; Saccharomycetales; Saccharomycetaceae
Gene: ABF1
Product: DNA-binding protein ABF1
Exons: 1
Coding region: 1-2196 (731 amino acids)
Biological process (GO): chromatin remodeling
Cellular component (GO): nucleus
Molecular function (GO): DNA binding
Source: RefSeq, a predicted model, not a curated record